AAAUUACUUUAACUGAUCCUUCGAAUAUAGACAAAAUCUCUUCAGGCAUCGGCUGUUAUAAUUUACCAUUUUUAAAUGUUCUUGACAUCUCCCACGUUAAUUCUCCACCUUCAAACUCUCUCAGCCCCAUUUACUCUAGUCAAAAUUCUCCAGAUUCUACCAACUCUAAUCCUCCUGUGGACCAAUACCCUCUAGAAAUUACUUUCCUUGAACCUUCGAAUAUGGAUCAAAUCUCUCCAGGCAUUGACUAUUGUAAUUCUCCAUUUACAAAUGUUCUAGGCCCCUACUACGUUAAUUCUCCACCUUCAGACUCUCUCAGCAUUAUUCACUCUAGUUGGAAUUCUCCAAAUGCUGCCACCUCUAAUCCUCUUAUGGUCAAAAACCCUCUAGAAAUUACUUCGAGCAUGGACCAAAUCUCCUCAGACAAUACCUGCUAUAAUUCUAGCACAGAUCAAAACUCUCUACCUUUAUAUGCGUACCAAAACGUUACUUACUCUGAUUAUCCACUGCUAAAUAUCGAUAAAACCCAACCAAUUACAUCUCUUUAUGCACACGUAACUAUAUAUGAUGACGAACUUAUGAAUGAUCUUUCCCAUUAA
Molecule: messenger RNA, 599 nt
Organism: Diversispora eburnea
Lineage: Eukaryota; Fungi; Glomeromycota; Glomeromycetes; Diversisporales; Diversisporaceae
Source: the annotation of a GenBank genome assembly